AUGACAAAGUUCGAUGCGAACAUCAACGAUGUCCCGCUCAUCAACGGAAAUGGAUCUCUGUCCCAGGAUGAGGUGCGCUGCUCAGCGUCAACAGGUGUCAACGUGCUCAUUGUAGGUGCUGGAGUGGGCGGGCUUACUGCGGCGCUCGAAUGUCAUCGCAAAGGACAUUCCGUGAGGGUGCUGGACAGAUCUACAGAAGCGAGCGCAGGAGGUGACAUGUUCACGAUUGGAUCGAGUGCUCUCAAGAUGCUGGAGCAUUACCCGGGCAUGAUGCGCGAAUAUGACGAGGUCUCUGUGCACAACCUGUGGAUGAGGUUUUCGAAGUGGACCGGUGAAGUUAUUGGACCAACGUUUCCUUUCGGCGCAGGUGCCCCAGGAACGGAGAGAUACAAAGCCGCGAAGCCGCCAAUGGAGACUCAGCUUCAACCACAAUUUCAUGCUAUGCUGUACCACCAGCUAGAGCGAUUUGGGAUCGAGGUUCGAUUCGACAUGCGGGUGAUGGAGUACGUCGAGGAUUUAGACCGCGGUCUCGGUGGUGUGCUCACGGAUAAGGGCGAGCGCUUCGAAGCUGAUCUCAUCAUUGCCGCCGACGGCUUCAAUUCAAAGUCGCAAAUGAUGGUGCCGCGUACCACUGGUGAUGCGAGACCUACAGGCAGAACUGUCUUUCGAGGUGCGUUUCCACUCGAAAUCGCACAAGCCGAUCCGCUGGUCAACGAUGUAUUCGGCCUCAGAGACGGUAAGGACCCGAUGAUGCAAGCAUGGCUUGGACCAGAUACACACUCUGUCAUCCUGGCAUACCUGGACAAACAUGGUAAAAACGGAAAGCUGGCGUUCGGCUUAGCGUUUCGUGAGCCAGAGGGUCAGACUAGGCAAGAGUCAUGGCAUGACACAGUCUCGAGCGAGGAGAUGUUGAGUAUCAUUGAGCGUCUGCCGGGCUGGUCUGGUGCUAUGAAGCAAUUGAUCAGCCUGACACCGCCAGAGACGAUCGUUGCGUGGCCACUGAACCCACGCAAUCCAAACCCAGUCUGGCACUCACCAGGAGCAAGCGUUCUGCAGCUUGGUGAUGCUGCACAUCCUUUCUUGCCAACGAGUGGGAACGGUGCAACCCAAGCCAUCGAAGACAGUGUGACGAUCGCAGAGUGUUUGGCACAAGCUGGGAAAGAUCUGGUUACCACGGCAGUCAAAGUGCACAACCUGCUUCGAGCGGAUCGAGUCUCUUGUUUUCAGCUUCUUGGCUUUGCCAAUGCUGAGCGCUUCCAGUAG
Fulvia fulva is the source of this 1263-nucleotide messenger RNA. RefSeq names its product FAD-dependent monooxygenase fsr3. The transcript is spliced from 2 exons. The record is from RefSeq and is a predicted model, not a curated record. Lineage: Eukaryota; Fungi; Ascomycota; Dothideomycetes; Mycosphaerellales; Mycosphaerellaceae. The coding region runs from base 1 to 1263 and encodes 420 amino acids. Gene Ontology annotation, molecular function: FAD binding; monooxygenase activity. Gene Ontology annotation, biological process: secondary metabolite biosynthetic process.